UCUGUGAGGAUGUUUUGAAAGAUGUUAUGGAUAGAGUGGACUCUUCUGGUGAAAACGUCAAUGAUGAGCUUGUCCGUAAAAAUCUAUGGGAUUAUUGUUCUGAAGUUUAUAAUAAACGUGAUUCAAAGAAUUCUGAUGAAGAAAGAAAGGAUAAAAUGUGUUUCUAUAUUGGUGCUCACAAGGAUUCAUCUGCCUCAAUGAUUGGAGAUGCUGUUAAAACUCUUGCCUAUAAGAAGCCUCCUCUUAAAGUUUGCAAAGAUUUGAAGACAAAAGAUGCUCAAAUUUGUUCAUUGAAAUAUGACAAACCAAUCGAUUGGGAUAGUUUGGAUUUGGACAAAAUGAGAGUUGGACAGUUGAGAGAGUUAUUGCGCAAAUUGGGUGAUAGUUGCAAAGGUUGUGUUGAGAAAGUCGAUUUUGUGCAACGAAUUCGGGAAUUAAUGCCGAAGAAGGAAGCAAAAGAAGAACUUUAA
Molecule: messenger RNA, 470 nt
Organism: Meloidogyne enterolobii
Lineage: Eukaryota; Metazoa; Nematoda; Chromadorea; Rhabditida; Meloidogynidae
Source: the annotation of a GenBank genome assembly